Molecule: messenger RNA, 951 nt
Organism: Caenorhabditis briggsae
Lineage: Eukaryota; Metazoa; Nematoda; Chromadorea; Rhabditida; Rhabditidae
Gene: Cbr-srx-101
Product: Protein CBR-SRX-101
Exons: 6
Coding region: 1-951 (316 amino acids)
Source: RefSeq, a predicted model, not a curated record
AUGGUUUCGGAAUACACGUUAAAUUUACUAAAAAAUGGGAAAGUUCUUCCCAGAGAAAUCGCCGAUCCGAUUACGAUCAAGUUUAUGGGAUAUCUCAUGUUCUUGAUUUCCAUUAUUGGAAUCGCUGUGAAUUUUAAAGUCUUGCAAAGCUUUUGUAAACAGAAAAUGAGCAGUUUUUAUAUUAUGUGCUCUUCAAAAACUCUCUCUAAUAUGGUUAUAAUCCUCGGGUAUCUAUUGCAUAAUGCUCCAAUUACUGUAAUUGAAAAUUUCACCGGGCCAACAUUUUUCAACAUGCUUGUAAACCAAAUGGUCAGUUAUGGAAUCUACCUUUUGGGUCCGAUUACUCAGUUCAUGAUAUCUAUUAAUCGAUUAAUGGUGAUGGUAUUUGUGAAACAGGCAAUGACUCAGAACAAUCAGAAAAUUACUGUAGUUAUUUUAGUGAUGUUUUGGUUAGCAGCGAUUGCUAUCACAUCAAUGGGGGUCAUAGAUAAUUGUAAUGUGAUCUAUAAUCCUGAACUGCUGAAUUGGUGGAGUGGUGGUUGUGAUGAUGAUAUUGGAGAGGCCGCCAUGGGAUUUGUGAUUAUCUGUGCGAUCCUUUCCAACGUAUGUAAUCUAAUUGUCCUUAUAAAAUUGGUUAUGUCUGUGAACAAAAAGCACAUGCAUUCUGAAACAAUUCGACGUCGUCAGGCGAAAUCGAAAAAGUUGUUCAUUCAAAGUUGUAUACAGGAUUGGAUAUUUGCUAUUGAUAGUGUCAAUAGCACAUAUAUCGAUUUGUUGAACGAUGGAAUUGUGUUUAGGUUUAUUUUCGAUAUUUUUUCGAAUUUGAUGACUCCUGUGUUAGAUGGAAACGAGUACUACUUCGUAGUUAUUCUUCAAGCUCAGAACGAUUUUGGACGUGACGUCACUGUUCUUUGCUCUUUUGUAUCCCCCGCAACUGUAAGAAUGCAAUAA